UGUGGGGGCAGAUGUUCUAAGAAGGUCACGGGGGUGGGGGGUGGGGGGAGCUGCCCCAGAGGCUGACAGCACUUCCCUGUCCGCAGGAAACUCUGGGCCUAGGAGGUAGGGGUCUCACACCUGCAGAUGGAAGAAUACAGGGCAGUAUGCCCAUUGCACGCCUGUAGCGAACAAACCUCAUUCCAGUUCUCUGUGAAGGCAGCUAAAUUCCCUACCUGCAGGGCCAUUCCUGUUCAUCUGUUCCAUUGCUUAAAAAAUGUGUAUUUUAGUGUUUUUUCUCUGGCCUUCUCACCAUCCUUCCCUGGGCCUCACCUGCUUUUGCUCCUGGAUGGUUUUUUUUUUCCUGGGUAAGUAUUUUAAUGGUGUGGUAAGAAAUAGAGUCGGUUCAGAACUUGGCACUAAGUUCCGAUUUCCUGGUUUCAACACAGGAAUCUCAGCUGAGGGAGGGUCUCGAAGAAAAACCCAAUAUUUAAAUAUAUUUAAGUUGCCUUUUUUUUUUUUAAGAUUUUAUUUAUUUAUUUGACAGAGAGAGCACAAGCAGAGGGAGAAGCAGGCAGAGGCAGAGGGAGAAGUGGGCUCCCCGCAGAGCAAGGAGCCUGAUGUGGGGCUCCAUCCCAGGACCCUGAGAUCAUGACCCAAGCCGAAGGCAGACGCUUAACCGACCGAGCCACCCAGGGUCCCCUAAGUUGCCUUUCUUCAAUACAGGGCACUCCUGACCAAGUCUCCAUGUGUGGCCAUGUCCUUGGCUUUGAGGUUAUCCAUUCAGGCCUCCUGCUGUCCCCGCACUGGGUUGGGAAAGAGAACGCAGAGUAGCCACUUCAAUAGAUGUGUUCUCGCUCCUAGCAAGAGUUAGGGAAUGGCGGUGAGCAGGUGCAGGCUGGUGAGGGCUUCCAUCCCCUGGCGCGCCCGGAGCUUCGCCAGCAGAGAGGGAACUCUGGGUCUGAGGAGAGGGAUUUGGAGGCACAGGACUGUAGGAUCUCCUCCGGGCCCUGGCAUUCUGAUGGCAGACUGUCUCCAUAGCUCUUUCAGGGCUGUCCCUGUUGAUAUGCUAUAGGCAAGGAUGAUUUUAGGGCUAUCCAGAUGCUUCGCCUGCUCCCCAACUUGGCGGCUGGCUUAGCAGCUCUGACAGCCAUGGCUGUCUUGCCUUGUUUGCACGAAUACCUAUGGCAGAAUAGUAGGGUCGCUGGAGAAGCCCUUCCUCUGACAGCCGCUCUUUGACCCCACUAACUUUGAGCAUCCUCACAGUGCACAGCAUGGGUAUCCUGAGUUGUGUUGCCUGCCCUGCUCACCCCUUUGCCACCCAACAGUCCUGCUGGAUGUGCCUAUCCUUUUACAGGGCUGGGAGGCAGUGCUUUUGCCAUCCCGUAUCCUGAAGAUGAGGCUGUGCCGUUGUCUGGGCAAGCUUUAUGGGGAGGGCCAAGGGGCUCUUCCUGCCGUGGGCAGGGUAUUGGGAAGGCCGCCUACUCCACAGCUCCUCUGACCACUAUCCUAGAACCUCUCCCCACUUCACCUCCAAGGCACUGACCUCAGACUGAAGUCUUUCCGCUUACCCUCCAUAACAUCACCCACUAUUGGGCUAUUAUUGAAAGCAUUAAUACUUGGGAGAUAAGGUGCUAGCCUAUAGGGAUUCCUUAUCUCAGCCCCAUUUCUUUUGUGAAGCCCUGGGAAGGCAAACAUCCUUCUCAUCCCACCCUCUGGAGCCUCAGCCAGGUGUCCCCCAGGGCAGGGGAGCAUGUGAGCCGUCCUGGGGCUAGAAGCCGGUUCUCCCACAUUCCAGGGUGAGUGACUGGGUGGAGGGUGUGCCCGCCUCAGGCUCCUUGGGGGAGGCCCCCUGAAGGGCUGGGGAAAAUCCUACCGCCAGAGCCCCAGGCUCUCCUGCCACCCCAGUGGAGGGGGCCCUGGACCCUAAGCCCCUCUCCUAGGGCGCAGCAGUUUCAGGGACAAAGAGAAGAUUCCGGGAGAUGGCCUUCUUAGUCAUCUGGCUCUAGAGAGAAGGGGGCAGCUCUGGAGGGGGCGUCACUGUAUGAGGAGCCAUUUCGCCCACUGAGGCUAAGCUUGGCCAUGAGCCACCCAGGGUUGUGGCAUUAACAAAGGAGGUGCGGAAAGAGACACUCAGAUCCUACAUCUUCAAUACAUAAAAAACUAGAUCUGGAAGAGAUCUUAGGGAUUAUUAAGUCCAAACAACCUUGUUUUUACCCAUGGGGAAACAAACAAUCACGUAGCUGGGGAGUCACCUGAGCACAGGUCUCCUGACUCCUCACCCCCCAUCCUCUGCUGCCAGUGCUCAGGGUCUCCAGUGGGCUCUGCGUUCUUAGAUGGGACCACAGACACAAAGGACUCACCGUGCCCAUGGGGAGGGUGAGGGGCUGGCCGAGCCUCCGAGCCACUGAGCAGAGGACCCUGAAGCCAGGUCGCGCCUGCUAUGGGGAGAGAGCACCAGCCGCACCACGUAACCAGCUCCGUGUGGCCUGGGCAAGUCACAAAACCCCUCUGAGCUAAGAUGCUCUCAGCUUUAAAAUGGAGACAACCCUACAUUCCUUAGUGUUUUUGUGAGUUUUAAGUGGAGACUACGUUACAAGUGCCUGGUAAAUGGUAAAUACUGAGCGUUCCAUUUUCUUCGUGGAAUGCUGGGACCCAGGGAGGCAGGCUUCCGACCACUAGAGGGUAGCAGACAGGUACCGACCGGUCAACUGGGCCGAGGGCGGGGAGACUAGAAGGGAGACCUGACGGCGCGGGAUAAACACGGCCACGCGGAUUCCAGCACCUGCAGGGUCCAAGGGCUCCGGCUGGGGCUGAGGGAGAGCCGGACCUCUCCAGAAGUGACUGCGGCUUGCAGGGGGUCCGGGUGGGCAAAGCGUGUCAAGACUUUACCACCGAAGUAGAUGCCAGCGAGCAGACUACUGGGGACACGGGGGACGCUGGGGCCCUGAGGCUAGGCUGGACGAGCCCAUGAAUAUUGCCUAGUGUCUGGAGAGCCUUCCAGCAGGAAUCCUGGGCAUUGUUGGAAAAUGCCCUCGACCCCACUAUCUGCUCUCCCUACGAGGCCCCCUUGCCCUCACAUCUCUACCCGUUUGGGGACUAGCAGCUCUCCCCAGUCCUACCCUGUUCUCUUCCCCCUGCCAGCCCAUCCCCGGCCUGGCCCCCCUGAGGAAUUUCCUACACCAGUGGGUGGCCGAAAGUACAGAUGCCCACCCCAGCGACUCUCCUGCCACCCGCCCAGGCCAGUGCCCUGUGCCCAACCCCAGAGGGUGCGGGAUGACAGACUCUGACAAUCAUUAAACCAGCCGGGCCUGAUUUCCCAGCACCGCCUGCCAGGAUCCGGGCCAAGUGGCACAAAAUAUGCAAAUCACCUGGGGCCAGAAGCCCAGUCUAAAGGCCAGGAAAUCCCCUCCGUCCAAUGAGCCACCAGCUCAGGUUACCGCCGGGCGCACUAUAAAGCCCUGGGCUCAGGGAGGAGCUCCCACACGCCUCUAUUUAGGGCGGGUGGGGGAGCGCGGGCCAGACGCCUCAGAGCUACCUGGCGCAGCUUUUUGCCUCCUGGAUUUCUCGCCUGCCUACUGUCCCUUAAUCCUGCCUGCCUGCCACACCCACACUCCGCCAGUCAGGUAGGACCCCCCCACCUGUCAUAUUGCCCAGCCUGGGCCCUGGGAAACGGAGAGGGGUCGAGGGGAUGUGUAGUUUCUAUACCCACCCACUGCAGCUGCGCACUGUAGGGCCCCUGAGCAGGAGUGUCGGGCAGUGGGAGCGCCCUGAAGGUCGCAGAGGCACUGUCUCUGGGAGGGACAGAGUGGCCCUAACUCUGCCAGUCCCACCCAAGGGCCCAGGGGGGCUGAGGAGGGGGCCCAUGGGAGGCCUAGUGCCCGCAGCAGGCGCUGAGAUCUUGGAGCCUUCCAUGAGGAGAGGGUGUCCAAAGAGAUAUUGAUCUUCACCGCCCCCUCUUGGGGCUCCUCCUGCCCCAGGCUUGGCUGGAACAGAAGAGCCAGAGGGUAAGGGAAGGACCCUGGCCCUCACCAGCCUUGGCCUCUCUCUCCCCAGGUAGCCUCAUGGCUGCAACCUGCGAGAUUAGCAACGUCUUUAGCAACUACUUCAGUACUAUGUACAGCUCAGAAGAGCCCGCUCUGACUUCCGUCCCCCCUGCUGCCACCUUUGGGGCUGAUGACCUGGUGCUGACCCUGAGUAACCCCCAGAUGCCACUGGAGGGCACAGCUUCCAGCUUUCCUGACGAACUCAGCUGGAUCAUUGAGCUGCUGGAGAAGGACAGCAUGGCCUUCCAGGAGACCCUGGGCCCCUUUGACCAGGAAAGCCCCUUCAACCAAGAGAUGCUGGAGGAGUGCCGGCAGGCCGGCCCCUACUUCCCUAGCAGCUACGGCCCAGGAGCCCCCUCCCCCGGCAGCUCCGAUGUCUCCACCGCAGGAACUGGUACUUCCCAGAGUCCCCACUCCUCAGACUCCGGUGCAAGUGACGUGGACCUGGAUCCCAGUGACAGCAAGCUCUUCUCUAGGGACGGCUUUCCCGACUAUAAGAAGGGGGAUCCUAAGCACGGGAAGCGGAAACGGGGUCGGCCUCGAAAGCUGAGCAAAGAGUCUCGGGAGUGUCUGGAGGGCAAGAAGAGCAAGCAUGCCCCCAGAGGCACCCACCUGUGGGAGUUUAUCCGGGACAUCCUCAUCCACCCGGAACUCAAUGAAGGCCUCAUGAAGUGGGAGAACCGGCAAGAGGGUGUCUUCAAGUUCCUGCGGUCAGAGGCUGUGGCCCAACUUUGGGGCCAAAAGAAGAAGAAUAGCAGCAUGACCUACGAGAAGCUGAGCAGAGCCAUGAGGUACUACUACAAACGGGAGAUCCUGGAGCGGGUGGAUGGCCGGCGGCUGGUCUACAAGUUCGGCAAGAACUCCAGCGGCUGGAAGGAGGAAGAGGUUGCCGGGAGUCGGAACUGAGGGUCCGAACAGGACCCAGGACCAAACGCACGGACUUGAGGCCUGCAGCCCCUCCUGGGAGGACUACCAGGCCCCCACCAUUCGGGCAGGCUGGGGCCAUGCCGUGGAGAGAAGCUGAGGUUCGGGUUCCUUGUUCAGCCGCCAUCCUGGGAUCUGGGGCUUGCGGCCUCUCCUCUCUGCCCUCCUCUUGGAAUUACGAGCCCUGGGGUUUGAGGUGACCGGUCAGCUGACCACAGUUCCCAGCAUCGUUCCUCUUACCUGGUGCCUCCCAGACCCAACACAGACAGCAGCUACAGAUGAUGCCUUCCGCCUCCAGAUGCCUGGACUGAGCCAAGGAGGCCAGGAAAAAGCAGCAGGGGUGCUGCGAGAGAGGGGGCAAGACGGGGUCCUCCUGCCUCCUGCUUUCCGGACCGGCCUCCACCUCAGUGCUUGGACCCCGCAGGCAGGGGUCAGAGCACUCCCUAAUUUAUGUGCUAUAAAUACGUCAGAUGUACAUAGAGAUCUAUUUUUUCUAAGACAUUCCCCUCCCCGCUCCUCUCCCUCCACGUGUUCGUGGUCAGACUGACUGUUCUAGGCCCUUGGCUGGGCCAGUGAGGGGCGGGGAGAUGCCGGGACCCUCAGAUUGGGGCUCCUGGCUCCUUUCUCCUGUGAAUGGAAGCAGAGACCUCCAAUAAAGUGUCUUCUGCGCUUUU
Mirounga angustirostris (Northern elephant seal) is the source of this 5623-nucleotide messenger RNA. It is a transcript of the gene ELF3, whose product is annotated as E74 like ETS transcription factor 3. Gene Ontology annotation, biological process: regulation of transcription by RNA polymerase II; cell differentiation. The coding region runs from base 4044 to 4931 and encodes 295 amino acids. Lineage: Eukaryota; Metazoa; Chordata; Mammalia; Carnivora; Phocidae. The transcript is spliced from 7 exons. Gene Ontology annotation, molecular function: DNA-binding transcription factor activity, RNA polymerase II-specific; sequence-specific DNA binding. The record is from RefSeq and is a predicted model, not a curated record. Gene Ontology annotation, cellular component: nucleus.